AUGUCUCCUCGCAAUGUGUGCAUUACGGCGGUGGAUGGUCAAACUGGCUAUCUCAUCGCUGAAUUGCUUCUGACCGAUUCAACUUUCUCAAAGCAUGUCAACUCCGUCACCGGCCUUUCUCUUCACCCAAGCUCCCCAAAAUGCAAGGAACUGACUAAGCUCGGUGCCAAAAUCGUGACUCAUAAGCAUGGCAAAGUGAGGGACAUGGUCAAGACACUCAAGGAAACUGGAUGCGAUGCGAUCUGCCUCAUCCCUCCCACUCACAAGGACAAAUUCGACAUCACACUGGAGCUGAUCGAAGCCGCAAAGAAAGCGAAUGUCCCCAAUAACCUCUUUCUAAGUUCCGCUGGCUGUGAUCUCGCCGACGCGCAAAAGCAGCCUCGACUUCACGAGUUCCUCGAGCUUGAAUCACGUGUUCUCGCCACCAAGGGUCUUCCUGAAACAGCUCUGGGAACGUCGCCUGUCAUCAUUCGAGCAGGAUUCUAUGCGGAGAAUCUCUUGCUCUACUCGCCCCAGGUUCAAGAGGAUAGCGUGUUGCCGUUGCCUGUUGGAGAGACACACCAGUUUGCCCCUAUCGCGCUUGGUGACGUCGCACAAGUGGCCGCGCAUGUUCUUUCAGGGAAGGGAAAGAACGGAUUCAGCGACAAGCACCGUGGACAACUCAUCGUUCUGACAGGACCUAAGUUGAUCUCGGGACCUUUGCUUGCUACAGAAGCAAGCGAGGCGUUGGGGGUUAAAUUGGAGUUCGAAGAUAUCUCAGAGCGCGAAGCUAAGAGAGUCCUCCAUGCUCAGUCCAAGAGCGAUGAGUCCGAGAAGGAGUAUCUGCUCGAGUACUACUCUCUGGUUCGUGAGGGUAAGACCAACUACAUCUCUACCUUAGCCUUUCAUGAUGUCACCGGCAACCACCCAACCGAGCCAUCUGAGUUCUUCAAGAUGUAUGCUGAAGGCUUCAUGCCCGAGCAUCCUCAAAAGAAGAGAAAGACCGAGAAUGGUCGUUAG
Endocarpon pusillum Z07020 is the source of this 999-nucleotide messenger RNA. RefSeq lists its product as uncharacterized. NCBI's taxonomy places the organism in Eukaryota, Fungi, Ascomycota, Eurotiomycetes, Verrucariales, Verrucariaceae. The record is from RefSeq and is a predicted model, not a curated record. The transcript has 4 exons. Bases 1 to 999 code for a protein of 332 amino acids.